Molecule: messenger RNA, 2163 nt
Organism: Bacidia gigantensis
Lineage: Eukaryota; Fungi; Ascomycota; Lecanoromycetes; Lecanorales; Ramalinaceae
Exons: 2
Coding region: 1-2163 (720 amino acids)
Biological process (GO): Mo-molybdopterin cofactor biosynthetic process
Molecular function (GO): metal ion binding; cyclic pyranopterin monophosphate synthase activity; 4 iron, 4 sulfur cluster binding
Source: RefSeq, a predicted model, not a curated record
AUGGAGCCCCUACUACGCACCUCAUUCUCCCCAUCCCGCAAUGCCAUAGCAGCCGCCCGCCUCUAUCAAAAACGCACUGCAGCAUCAGCAGCAAGCAUCCGCGACCCUUUACCAUACCAUGACCUACCUCAUCCGCCGCCACCAUCAUCUCCCACCCCUCCCCUCCCCCCUACUCCUUCCCGUCCUCAUCCCUCCACAUCCCCCUCCCCCAACCGCAAACUCAAACCCCAAGAAACAAAACCCUUCUCCGCCUUCCUAACCGACACCUUCGCCCGCCAACACGACUACCUCCGCAUCAGCGUCACCGAACGCUGCAACCUCCGAUGCACAUACUGCAUGCCCGAGGCUGGGGUCCCGCUGUCUCCGCCCGCGCACUUGCUCACUACGCCAGAGAUCGUCUAUCUGUCGCAGCUGUUUGUGGCGGAGGGUGUGAGGAAGAUACGCUUGACGGGGGGUGAGCCGACUGUGAGGGGGGAUAUUGUUGGGUUGAUGCAGGAGAUUGGGAAACUUAGGGUCGGGGACGGGGAGGGGGGUGGGGGCAAAGGGUUGAGGGAGCUUUGUAUUACUACCAAUGGGGUCGCGCUGAAGAGGAAGUUGGACGCAAUGGUGGAGGCGGGGUUGACGGGGGUGAAUCUGAGCUUGGAUACGUUGGAUCCGUAUAUGUUCCAGGUUAUGACGAGGAGGAAGGGGUUUGAGGCUGUGAUGGGGACGGUGGAGAGGAUGUUGGAGAUGAAGAGGUUGGGGUGGAGCGGAAAGUUGAAGAUUAAUUGUGUGGUCAUGAGGGGGGUGAAUGAGAGGGAGAUCUUGAAGUUUGUGGAGAUGGGGAGGGAGAAAGAUAUCGAGGUUCGUUUUAUUGAGUAUAUGCCUUUUGAGGGGAAUAAGUGGGAGCGACGGAAGGUGCUGGGGUAUAAAGAGAUGUUGGAGGUGAUUGGGGAGAAGUUUCCGGGCGUGAGGAAGGUGAGGGAUGAGAAGAAUGAUACAAGUAAGACUUAUGAGGUGCCGGGAUUUGUGGGCAGGUUUGGCUUUAUCACGAGUAUGACGGAUAACUUUUGUGGGACGUGUAAUCGGUUGAGGAUUACGAGUGAUGGGAACUUGAAGGUGUGUUUGUUUGGGAAUAAAGAGGUCAGCUUGAGGGAUGUUUUGAGGAAAGGGAAUGAUGGGAGGCCGAUUGACGAGGAGGCUAUGGAGGCGCUGAAGAGAGUGGAGAUGGAUCGUAGUCAAAGCUCGCCUGGGUUCGCUGGACCUUUGGGUUACGGCGAGACAGAGAGGGAGUUGCUCGAGGUCAUUGGGAUGGCCGUGAAGAGGAAGAAAGAAAAGCAUGCUGGUAUGGGCGAGCUGGAGAAUAUGAAGAACCGACCUAUGAUCUUGAUCGCACCGCCACUCGGGCCGUAUCUUCUAGGCUCACGAGGUCUCGAUUCGCCGUCUUCACUAAGAGCCUUGCAUGUUCGUCGGAUACCAGGAGCUCAACAGAAGCUUCCUCACCUCAACUCUGGUGGUGAAGCUCGCAUGGUGGAUGUAAGUACAAAGGACAUCACGCACCGUGUCGCUCUCGCCAUUGGCUACGUACGAUUUUGUAUACCUUCAACCUAUUACCUAGUCCGUAAAUCUGCGUUGAAGAAGGGUGACGUACUUGCCGUCGCACGCGUUGCUGGCAUUCAAGCCGUCAAGAACACUGCCAGCCUCAUUCCCCUCGCUCACGCAGGUCUUCCCAUUGAAGGUGUGGAUGUCAGAGUUGAGCUCGCUAAGGGCAGUGAUCCUGCUAAGAAGUCACGGGAUUUGCUAGAUGGAUCAGCGCAAGAAAAGUCAUCUACGCGAGAAAAGAGUUCGACGGAGAACAAAGUCGAAGAUGACGUGGAGAAGAAGUUAUGGGCAAGAAGUUUGAUUGAUCAACCUAUCGAACCUUGUGGGGGCGUCAGGAUUGCAGUCGAGGUCAAGACGACCGCCAAAACUGGCGUGGAAAUGGAGGCGCUGACGGGGGUCAUGGGUGCCGCCCUGACGGUGGUGGAUAUGAUCAAGGGUGUUGAUCCUAAAGUCUGCAUCAGCAAUGUCAGAGUCGUCGGCAAAAUAGGAGGUCGGAGUGGAGGGUGGCUGCUUGGGCGCCAACUACAUGACGGAAGUCAGUCGCCCCUUGAUGCUGACUCAGUAGGCGCGCCCGCCGAAUGA